CAAGAAACAAGGAGAAACCACGUUUCGAAGCAGACCCCAAGCAGUAAAAAUUUGAUGUUAGUAAAGGAAAUAUAUCAUGCUCCAAAAAUAAUUUCCCGGAUUGCGUAUCGAUCAACAUCCUAAUUAUCGCUGCUUAUCAACUCACUGCCACCGUCUUAUAAUUUUUCUCGUAAAAGAUAACGAUGAUACAACCUGUACGGUGUUCUGAGACAGACUGUACGAUUAAAUUCGAGCAUGGAUUGAACGAUGGAGAACGCUGGCAAGAUGACGUCGUUACCGAUAACUCGUAGUCAGAGAACGAAGAAUCGUUUAGGGUGGGGUCUUCUCGUGGAAUCGUGGCCAUGUAACCCGUUCGUGUUUCAGUGAGAAAGUGCGCGUUCAACAGAGUGGCGAUCGUCGUUAUGCAGUGACUAAGGUCCCUCGACAUUUAUUUCUCCUUCUUUUUUUUUUUUUAUUAUUGAAAAUGUGAAAAAGUGAAGAGGGGAAGAAGUUAGAAAUUGAUAAAAAUGGUGCAUCUAUGGAGAAGAAUAUUCAUUGGGAUCCUCCUGUUGUUUCAUAGAGGAUUAUUAGAAUCGACAGCGAUAGAUAUAGAGGAAAUAACGAAAGCCCCUGAAUUAAUAAAAAACGAGGGUGACGCCCUGGAGAUCGAAUGUUACGGUUUCGAAAAAAUCUCCUUCAUUUAUCCUAAUGUUUCAAAUGGAGCGCUCACCGUCUCGGACGCCUUCGUCACAGAAGGACAAUUUCCAAAUGGCACCCACAAGUACCUGUUCCAAAGACCGGAAACUGUUUAUGGAGAUACGGGAUUGUACGGUUGUCCAAAUCAUUUACUCCAAGUUACCUCAGAUCCUCACUUCACGACAGAAGGAAGCUUCGUGUACAUUUAUUUUCAAUCAAACACAAGUUUGUUCGUAGAAGCCAACACAUUUUCAUCGUUGCGCAAAAUUAUCGGCGAGACCGCUGUAAUACCAUGCAGGCCAACGUCGCCUGAUUUAAGGGUUAAUUUAGAUUCCGGCGAGACGAAUAUCGAUCAGAACAGACUGUCUUUCAAUCCAAGAAUCGGAUAUACACUGAGCAAUCUUACAAUCAAAGACAGUGGAUACUUCAAUUGCGAAAUAGAACGCGACGGUGUAAUUGGGGAGGUCAAUUAUCAUCUACUAGUGGAUCGAUAUCAACCAUUGAACGAGCCAAAAAUACAGGAAAGUACCCUGGGCUAUGUGACACGGGGUCAAACUUUAUUCGUGAAUUGCACGACAGAAGUGAACGCAGAUUUGCAGUAUGUUUUCAAUUGGUCAACACCGCAACAGGACAGCAGGAUAACUAGCCGUUAUUAUCGUAAAAUUUACGGUGCGAAUAUUCUGAGAGCCACUAAUGAAUUAGUUAUAAGAAAUGUGUCGGAUGAGGACGAAGGAUGGUACGAAUGCAGCAUCACGUCCUUUUAUGAUUCGAAGAGGACGAGAAAAUAUAUCCAAGUUCAUGAUCCAGAAUACAAAUUUAUUAAUCUAACAGCUCAGGAUGCUGAUAGAUAUUACCAGCGUCAGGAAGGUGAUAAAGUACAAUGGGUCGUAUAUGUACAAGCCUAUCCUGAAGCCACUCUUAAAUGGUUGGAUCCAAGGGGAGAUGAAAUCGUAGACAAAAUGAAUAAUUACGCGAUAAGUUACAGUCCCACUAAAACGAUAUUGAAAAUUAAUACUUUAAAAAUUAGCAACAUGGGAAUCUAUUCUCUUCAAGCUACCAAUGGGGACAGAAACGAAAUGUUGAAUUUUACAUUAGAUGUGAUAGUUAAACCUAUACUGAUGUUGGAAGAAUCUCAUUAUUACUCUCUUAAUCAGGAAGCUAAAAUACUUUGUGAUAUAGUGGCAUUUCCAUUACCUAAUAUUUCAUGGAGUUUCACGAGGUGCCCCGAGUAUCCUACGUGUGAGGAUAAAAGCACAAUCUUAACGGAUACCAAGGAAACAUUAACAGAUACGAGAUUUUACUCGAAAGUAAAAAUGACUUUUGAAAUGACUGGUCAAUUGAAAUGCACCGCGUGUAAUAUUCUUGGAUGUGAAUCUAGUAUUCAAAAUGCCUUAGUCUCUGAUGGAAGAGGUGGCUUCGGUAUAAUCGAGCCAAAGGAAUUAGUGACCGUAGGUGACGAUCUAGAACUAAUCUGUGCUGCCUCGGUUUAUAAUUACUCAGAUAAUUUUGAUUGGAGAUACGGCAAUGAUACACGUAUCGUAGAAAAUAACAGAUUAUCGAUCAUUCGUAGCAGGACUCAAUUCACUCAUCGUUCGAUAUUAAAAAUAAAGAAUGUUAAUAAGGGAGAUUCAACGAAUUACUCGUGUACCAAUAAAGAAGAGAUGAGUUAUUUCCUGCAGGUUCAUGAUGCACGAGCACCUACUUUUAAGGAAACUAACAUGAACAAGAACGAGCUUACUGUAGAUUUAAAUACGGACGCACAUAAAACAGUGAUUCUGAAAUGUUUUGCGGAUGGAAUGCCUAGACCAAAUAUCACUUGGUACAAGGACGACACGUUAAUAAAAAAUAAUGACCAAUACAUGCUCCUCUACCAUCACCAAGAGCUUCAUAUUAAAUAUCUGCUAGGUUCUGACAGUGGCAAGUACUCGUGUCUAGUAGAGAAUCGUAUUGGAAAAAUUGAAGCUUCUCAAUUAAUAACGAUAAAAGGAAAAGUGAUUCCUAAGGAACUAAUCAUAUUGAUCGGCGUCUUAGCGAUCACUGUCGUGAUUUUAAUUGUCUACUUCACGAUCAAGGUUCGACGUGAGAAGAUAAUGAGGAAAGAAUUAAUGGAAGCUGGUCUGAUGCACUUUGAAGAGGGAGCAAUAGAAUGUUUGAAUCCGGACAUGACUGUGGACGAUCAAGCCGAGUUACUUCCUUAUGACAAAAAAUGGGAAUUUCCUAGAGAAAGAUUGAAAUUAGGAAAGAAACUGGGAAGCGGAGCCUUCGGUGUUGUCAUGAAAGCAGAAGCACAAGGAAUUUGCGAACAUGAAACAGUUACCACGGUAGCUGUAAAAAUGGUUCGUCGUACAACCGAUCCUACCUAUGUUAGAGCACUUGCCAGUGAAUUGAAAAUUAUGGUUCAUCUUGGAAAACAUUUGAACGUUGUUAAUCUCCUCGGAGCGUGUACAAAGAAUAUCUCGAAACGUGAAUUGCUGGUGAUCGUUGAAUACUGUCGAUUUGGAAAUUUGCAUAAUUAUUUGUUACGUCAUAGAGCUGAUUUCAUUAACCAAAUUGACCCAGCAACCGAAAAAAUUGAUCCCAAUAUCGGUAUAGAUAUUCUAACCAGAUCUGCCAGCAUUGAAAGUAACUACAGGAUAAAAUACGCGGCAUUGUCAUUUUCCCGCAGUCUUAGCGCGAAUUCUGGCACCGAUUCGGUGCACUAUCAAGCCACCGCACCUAUGGAUUCUCAAGGUGUUAGCAUGUCCCCGGACGGUUGCAUCGUCAGCAACGAGUCGUCUCAGCCAGGAUGGAGAUCCAACUAUCGCGGUGAUUACAAGGAUCACAAUUUGAAACCAAUCUGCACGCAGGAUCUAUUGUCCUGGGCAUUUCAGGUGGCGCGGGGGAUGGAGUAUCUUAGUCAGAGAAAAGUAUUACACGGCGAUUUAGCCGCGAGAAAUAUUUUACUGGCCGAGAAUAAUGUGGUAAAGAUAUGCGAUUUCGGGCUGGCUAAAACUAUGUACAAGGAUAAUAAUUAUAAGAAGAAAGGGGAUGGCCCGUUGCCCAUUAAAUGGAUGGCUAUCGAAUCGAUCAGAGAUCGAAUUUUCUCUACACAGUCGGAUAUUUGGUCGUUUGGUAUUGUUCUAUGGGAAUUCUUCACGUUAGCUGAGACACCCUAUCCUGGAAUGGAAGCUGAGAAACAGUAUCAGAAACUGAUCGAAGGAUACAGGAUGGAGCAGCCGGAAUAUGCCACUCCUGACAUCUACAACAUAAUGCUCCAGUGUUGGAAGGCUAAACCUACUUUGCGACCAAGUUUCACAGAACUAGUGCUUAGCAUAGGUGAUCUCUUAGAAGAGAGUAUAAAAACGCACUACAUCAGUCUAAACGCCCCUUACUUGGACAUGAACACAAUGAUGCUGGAAGCUGGUAAAAAUGACUAUUUGACGAUGCUGUCUGCUCCUGAUCACGCGACCCUCUCCUCGCCCUCCCACGAGUAUGCAAACUCGCCCUUGAAUUCACCAGCUUCCACGUACCUGUGCAUGAGUCCAGCGAUCCGGAAGGACGAAUCAGGAAUAUUCAGUCCUAGACCGCAGGAAGAACGAACUCAUUUCGAAUUUCCAUCCCCUACGUCCGACUCCGAGGACGCGGUGGAAUUAUCACCGAUGCUGAAGAAGCAAGAGGAGGACGACGACCCUUAUCUAAAGCCCAUCAACGUCCACGAACGAAGGGCUGAGUUCGCCCGACAGAGGCAAGCAAUGAAGAAUCAAAGUAACGAUCGACCGAUCGAUAGGGAUUCAGGAUACUGUAACACACCUAGAAAUGUUCAUCUGAUAGAUCUGAACGAGAAGAACCAGAAACAUUCGGAGGUGGUUGACAACGAUGAGAGAACGGACGCGAAUUCGAAGAAGGAUUUCGUCCCAGCUAUCAUCAGAACGCAGGAUAAUUAUGUGAAUAUGCCUAAACAGAAGAUCGACUUGAGAAAAGACGUACCUGAUGGAUUCAGCAAUCCCAGUUAUGUAAUGAUCGACACUCGAGAGACGAAUUUAGAGGAACGGUGCUGAAACUUCUUCUCUAUGUAAGCAUCAUUUGUGUAAUUAUAAGAAAAUUCAUGAAUUGAGACACUUUUUUACGUUUACUAGUAUCACGUGUUUCCUUUUGUGCAUAUUGCUUCAUUUUCAAUGUGCCAUGACAAAACGUUGCGCUUAAAUAACACGGACAACAGUUUUGUUCGUUUAUUAAUCUUUGAUCGAGGUUGAAGGUUUAAUACUGAUUUUACAAAAUUAAGAAUAUCCUUCGAUUUAGUGUAAGGAUAGAAGUAUAUACUAGAGUAAUUGCUAUUUUUUGUAAUUCGUUGAUUAAAUGCUCGAAUAUAAUUUUUUUUAAAUAUUCCUUGUAAGAUAUCAGCGAUUGUAUGUUAUAAGGAAAGUUACCGCUAAAUUUCCUAAAUAAAGCAAUAUUUUUAUAUUUUUUAAUACUUUUACGUCGUGCUUUAUUUUAAAAGUAUUGAAAGAAGAAGAUUGAUUAAUAUGGAAUUGUUUAAACGUUUUGAAAAUUUUAUUAUCAGUAAAUCUGAUAUCAAUUAGAGAAUUCAUUCAUUAUUAUUAAUAUGUACGAAUAGAUCAAAGUUUUAACAUUUCAUUAGAUAUAUUUUGAUAUUAUGCCAUUCGCGCUAGUAUUAUUUUAUGAUUAAGUACUUUUUAACUGAGAUAAUGUACAAGAUUCAGACAAUAUUAUGAAAUAUUCGAAUGUAUGUAACAAUGAAAUUCAAUCAGUGUGCUUUUGAUAAUGUACUUACUACUUGAUUAAUUGAAAAUUCAGUCCAUGCAACGAUUAUAAAAUAUCUUCUAAUCAAACUACGAAUUUCAGACGUGCAAUUUACGUAGCAAAAAUUAAUUAAUUUAGUACUUAACGCGUUGAGACUUACAAAUCAGAAAUUUUCAAGAAGUUCAUUAUGAUCUAUUAGACCAAAGAAUUGUGUUUCAAUGGUAAUAAACUGUUAGCUAUUUGUCGUGUGAAAGAAUGUCACAGAAGAGUAUGCCUGCCAGAUUAAUUUAAAUUUUCUAAUCGUGAAUCAUGUUUCUGUUUAGGUAACUUGUACAAUAAACUUUUUACAUAAAACAAUAA
Molecule: messenger RNA, 5775 nt
Organism: Osmia bicornis bicornis
Lineage: Eukaryota; Metazoa; Arthropoda; Insecta; Hymenoptera; Megachilidae
Gene: Pvr
Product: vascular endothelial growth factor receptor 1
Exons: 24
Coding region: 507-4712 (1401 amino acids)
Biological process (GO): protein phosphorylation; cell surface receptor protein tyrosine kinase signaling pathway; positive regulation of kinase activity
Cellular component (GO): signaling receptor complex
Molecular function (GO): transmembrane receptor protein tyrosine kinase activity; ATP binding
Source: RefSeq, a predicted model, not a curated record